AUGGACAUUUUAUUUCGCCUUCUGUUGGCUUUUUCAUCCGUCAUCAUCGUUGUUCAUGGUCAGGGAGCUCGCGGCGGAGGUGGUGGAAGCCGAGGCGGUGGCGGCUAUAGGGGCGGCUCACGAACUGGAACUGGUUGUCAAGGUGCAAGUUGUAACAUAGUAGGAAUCGUUGUUGGCAGUGUGAUCGGUGGUGUACUGGGUCUCAUUGGAGUCAUCUUCCUCACUAUAUUUUGUUGCCGAAGAUAUCGAGCUCGACGCGCAGACUCGAAUGAUACAUUCAUUAGUAAAAACUCGACAAAUGAAGGUAAUAGAAAUUAUCAAACUUACGAAGAAGACCAUUUCAGAAACGGGGAUUGGCAAAGUCGAUAUCAUCAAUAUGGCCGAUGGAAUGGACCACAUAGAAUGUCAUUGGUGUUUGAUCGCAUCAGCAAUCGCGUGAAGGGGAACGGAUCUGAUAACGUCGGCAAAUUCAUCGUUGAUGGAACGUUUUCUUUAGAAAAUCAACGAGUAGCAAUCGCAAAAACGUAUGAACUAGGUACCGGUGAUCCUAAAGAAAACUUUGGGCAUAAAGUUGAUUUACAAAUGAUAUGGAAUUCAAAUAACGGUCAGUUCGAAGGCAAAUGGUACGUUAAUGCAAAUCACUAUCAUGGUGAAGACAACUUCGAAAUGAAAUACGCAGACAUAUCGAAAACGCCUUUCGAGAAAAGAAUCGACUGA
Messenger RNA from Rotaria socialis, 717 nucleotides. Lineage: Eukaryota; Metazoa; Rotifera; Eurotatoria; Philodinida; Philodinidae. The record is from the annotation of a GenBank genome assembly.